Messenger RNA from Acaulospora colombiana, 739 nucleotides. The record is from the annotation of a GenBank genome assembly. NCBI's taxonomy places the organism in Eukaryota, Fungi, Glomeromycota, Glomeromycetes, Diversisporales, Acaulosporaceae.
AUCCAUGCUACCACCACCAAUUGGGCCGCCCCUUUUGAGCUGAGAGCGGACGGCAGAAAUCUUAUCCGGGUCGGCCGCAGUUGGCUCGAUUUCGACGUGGCCAGAGAGUUGAACAUACGCCCAAAGGAGGGUUUCUGCACCAUUGCACCCUCAUCCUCUUGUUAUUUUGCAGGAGAAGAACUCUGCCCCUCUCGCGAAACCGCCGACAUCUCCUGGAGCAUUCAGCCACAAGUAUGCCCCAAGCUCUCCUCAGUUACCCGUUCCCUUGCCUUCGAGUGUUCCUCGGAGACGAGGGAUGAUUGGGACCGGGGCUGUUCCCGAGACCAUCGUGAAGGCAAAAGGCCAACGCUUUGCUCCUUCAAAGUCGCUCUCAACAGCUCUAGCCCAUGGGGAGCGGUUGCGAAGCAGAGAAUGCCUGCAGAUAAACCUUUCCCAUCUAAUCACCCCCACGCUCGUAAACAAUCUAUACAAUGGGAUCAAGCAGAACUCGAGCACGGCUCCACUUUACAUCCAAACACCCUUCCUCUUGAAUCUAUCAGCGAGUCUGGAACUCCAAGUCCCUCGUCUCCAUCCCCCAGCUUUUCGGAAGCCACUACCCAGUCGCUACAUCUCCAAGGGUCUCAAGGGACGUCUUCGCAAGCAGCUUCUCGAGGUCUAGGUAUCGAUUUUCCCUCGUCAGCCCCCGCUGAAAGUAGAAAGGGCACAAAAUCAUCUUCUACAGGCACUCUGCCUAUAUAUG